AUGACAACUAUCACAUGGUCAUCACAAUGUCUGGAAAAGCCUCGAAUAAUCACCUUUCCAGAACCUCCAGUAAAGGGACGAUUCAAAAUUGAAAUGCCAAAGCCGCAAGAAACACCGAAUCUGAAUUUGGACGACAAAUGCAAGAUCAAGUUGACAAAUGAUUCGGAAGAGAUAGAGAUCGCGGCUAAGGAUUUGGAGGUCCUCGAGGAGUUGGGUAAAGGCGGCUACGGAGUAGUGGAAAAGAUGAGACAUCGACAAUCCGGUAUCAUCAUGGCGGUUAAGCGGAUCUCAUCUUCUAUCAACGACGAAUCUCAGAAGCGUAUGCUAACUGAACUAGAUGCGUGUAAAAGGAGUGACUGUUGUCCACAGAUGGUGCGAUUCUACGGUGCAAUGUUCCGAGAAGGCGAUGUGUGGAUCUGCAUGGAAGUGAUGGAUACAUCGCUGGACAAGUUCUACAAGAAAUGCAAUGCGCUUGGCCGGAAACUUCCAGAGCCUUUUAUUGCAAAAGUUACACUAUCCGUUGUAGAAGGGUUGAACUUCAUGAAGGAGUACAUGAAUCUCAUUCAUCGCGACGUAAAACCCUCGAAUAUACUGUUAAAUCGGCACGGGCAAGUGAAGAUUUGUGACUUUGGGAUUUCUGGACACCUCACUAACAGUCUUGCCAAGACAGUUGCGGUUGGCUGCAAAUUUUACAUGUCACCGGAACGAAUAGACGGAGUCAUGAAAGGUUCUUACGAUGUUAGAGCGGAUGUGUGGAGCUUGGGCAUCACAUUGGUUGAGAUUGCUACUGGUAACUAUCCUUAUGACAUUUGGGUGACUCCUUUCCAGCAGCUUAAUCAGGUGUUCGAGGAGCCAGCUCCCCGAUUGCCAUCAGAUGGUUCCUUCUCGGCUGACUGCCAAUAUUUCGUCCAACGCUGUCUGGAGAAGGACCCUCUCGAGCGUCCUAAAUACCCCGAACUUUUGGCCAUGCCAUUCCUCAAUAGCGCUAGGAACGAGAAGCAAUUCAGUAUGGCCAAAUUUGUUGUCGAGAUCCUAGAUGCUCCGCAACCUCCUCAACCCCCGACGAAGAAACGCGUGUGA
Messenger RNA from Necator americanus (New World hookworm), 1080 nucleotides. RefSeq lists its product as uncharacterized. The coding region runs from base 1 to 1080 and encodes 359 amino acids. The record is from RefSeq and is a predicted model, not a curated record. NCBI's taxonomy places the organism in Eukaryota, Metazoa, Nematoda, Chromadorea, Rhabditida, Ancylostomatidae. Gene Ontology annotation, biological process: stress-activated MAPK cascade; protein phosphorylation. Gene Ontology annotation, molecular function: ATP binding; MAP kinase kinase activity. The transcript has 12 exons.